Chrysochloris asiatica (Cape golden mole) is the source of this 885-nucleotide messenger RNA. It is a transcript of the gene GTPBP8, whose product is annotated as GTP-binding protein 8 (putative). Bases 1 to 876 code for a protein of 291 amino acids. Gene Ontology annotation, molecular function: GTP binding. The transcript has 6 exons. The record is from RefSeq and is a predicted model, not a curated record. Gene Ontology annotation, cellular component: mitochondrion. Lineage: Eukaryota; Metazoa; Chordata; Mammalia; Afrosoricida; Chrysochloridae.
AUGGCGGUAUCCGGGCUACGAUUCCUGAUAGGUACAGUCUUUAAGGUGCCGGCGACAACUGAGCACGCGAGCCGGGCUUACAGCACGUCCCACGUCUUUGCAGAGGUGCUAGAGCUGCCGAAGAGGCAGCUCACGAAGCUGGUGUUCCCGCUACAGGAGCUCCAACGUCAUCUCGCCCCGGACAUGAAGCUCAACCUUCACCUGAGGGUCUUCGACCCGAGCCUGGAGGACAUAGCGAAGGCGGACGACCUCUUCACGGCCACUGCCCGGCACCGCAUCGAGUACCUCAGCUCAGCCGUCCGACUGGAUCACGCCCCGGAUCUCCUCCGCCCAGAAGUGUGUUUUAUAGGCAGAAGCAACGUUGGAAAAUCCUCCCUAAUAAAGGCUUUAUUUUCACUGUCCCCAGAGGUUGAAGUCAGAAUCUCCAAAAAACCGGGACACACAAAGAAAAUGAACUUUUUCAAAGUUGGAAAAUAUUUUACAAUGGUGGAUAUGCCAGGUUAUGGCUAUAGAGCACCUGAAGAUUUUGUUGACAUGGUAGAAGCCUAUCUCAAAGAACGAAGGAACUUAAUGAGAACAUUCUUGUUAGUAGAUAGUGUUGUUGGAAUUACAAAAACAGACACUAUCGCCAUAGAGAUGUGUGAAGAAUUUGCCUUACCUUAUGUCAUGGUAUUAACAAAAAUUGACAAGUCUUCCAAAGGAUAUCUUUUAAAACAAGUGCUUGAAAUCCAAAAGUUCGUGGACACUAAAACUCAAGGAUGUUUUCCUCAAUUGUUUCCUGUAAGUACUGUAACCUAUGCUGGAAUCCAUCUGUUGAGAUGCUUUAUUGCGAAUAUAACAGGAAAUCUUAAGGCUAAUGACUCCCGAUUUAACUGAAGAUUCAAA